AAAGUGUAUUCUAGAUACAAAAUAGGUACCAAAGUCCCUCUUUAUUACAUCCUAACUGACAUAAAACAGUCAAAGCUUAGUCUGAUUUAUCUUUCUGACUGUUUUCUUCGGUGUUUUUUAAACCGUACAUGCAUAUUUUUCCAGGACGAAGUACUUGUUGUGACUCAGAACCUGUUUUACAUUGAAAACCAGAGUGAUAAGCAUCAGUUUUAUCUGUCAGUGGCAUCGAAGCGUGUGCAAACAUCUCAGUAAACAGAGCAAAAAAGUCUCCACAGGAAACCAGAUGCAUAUCACGCAUCUGCAGAGGCAUUGCACGCAUGCGUAAAAACAUCUCUGGUUUCUGCGGUUUCACGUCCUGUCUGACUGUGAUAACUACAGUUGCACGUGUAAGUGUCCCCUCACAAUCUCAAGCCUCCACAAAACGACUGAUAUCUGUCUGCAUCUGGUGGAACUCAAAGUUCCAGAGGAAAACUACCAACCUGAUGGCAUCCAGAAACGAGACACCAGGCAGUCUUGGUAAAGUAUCUAAGAAGAAAACACACACCUGUACCUAUUGUGGCAAGACUUUCACCAAAGCCAGUAUCUUUACAGUACAUGUACGUACCCACACCAAAGAGAAACCUUACAAGUGUGACGAUUGUGGGAGGCCUUUCAGCCGUACUGUAGACCUCAAAAUACACACACGCCUCCACACUGGAGAGGACCUACAGCACUGUGACCACUGUGGGAAGAAUUUUACCACAAUGAGUUCUUGGAGAAGGCAUCAACGGUUCCAUGUUGGAGAACCUACAUAUGAUUGUGACCUGUGUGAGCAGGUUUUCAGUCUUAUGAGCCAACUCAAAGCACACCAGCGCACUGUUCACUCUAUUAAAAAAAUGUACUGCUGCGAAGCAUGUGGGAAAGAAUAUUCUGCUCCUAGCUAUCUCAAAAGGCACCAGCUUGUCCACACUGGAGAGAAACCACACAGCUGUGAAGAGUGUGGGAAAGAUUUUUCCACAAAGGGGACGCUCAAACAACACCAACGUGUUCACAGUGAAGAGCGGCCAUUUAGCUGUGACGAGUGUGGGAAGGCCUUCACUAGAGCGAGCCAUCUCAAAUUUCACCAAUAUUCCCACACUGGAGAAAGACCAUAUGCUUGUGAUCUCUGUGGGAAGGUUUACAGAGCUCCAGCUGGCUUAUAUGUUCACCGCCUUAAACACACCAAAGAGCGGGUGAUCCCAUGUGAUGAGUGUGGAAAGAUAUUUCACUCAGUAAGUUCUCAUAGAUACCACCAGCUGAGCCAUCAACACUUUCACGCUGGGUGGACUCCACACAGCUGCGAUGAAUGUGGCAAGGAAUUUGCCUUAUCAUCCAAACUCCGAAUACACCAACGCAUCCACACAGGAGAGAGACCAUAUGUCUGUGACAAGUGUGGGAAAGGUUACAUUGAUGCAAGCACACUGGGAAAACACAUACGAACCCAUACUGGAGAGAAACCAUACAGAUGUGACCAGUGUGGGAAGACUUUCAACUUAAAUAGCCACCUGAAGCUCCACAAGCAUACUCACAGUGGAGAGAAACCCUUUACCUGUGACGAAUGUGGAAAGGCCUUCACUAGAGCGAGCCAUCUCAGAUUUCACCAGUACAUCCACACUGGAGAGAAACCAUAUAUCUGUGGCCAGUGUGGGAAGGCUUUCAUUGACCCUGGCACUUUGAGGAAACACCAGCUCUGCCAUUCUGCAAAGUCACACUUCUGUGACCACUGUGGGAAGGCUUUCACAACUGCAGCCUAUUUACGUGAGCAUCGUUUUAUCCACAACAAAACACCGGAGUUACCUUGUAAGAAGUGUGGAAAGAGAUUCUGGUCACCAGGUACUCUUAAAUAUCAUAUGCGUACCCACAGAAAACCUCAGUCAGACUCUGAGAUAGACACUUAGUCACUGGGUAUUACAACACCAAACAUGAACAUGUCAAAUAUGUAUAUGUCAGUGACAGGGGGUUUGAUUAAUGCCAGUGCAGACAAAAUGAGCAAGACACACUGGUAACCAAUGAAGAGAAGAUAAAUGAAGUAACAAAAGUUAAUUCUAGGGAUGAAGUAUGUUUGUGUUCUCCUCAGUGCCUCAGUGUUUUGCUCUUCUGUCAUGUCCAGGAUUUUGUUCUGUCAUUUUGUUCAGGUCUAGAAGAAUGCUAGUCCUGAAUGCAGUGCAGUUUGAGGGCUCUCCACUGUCAUCCUGACCCAUGUGGUUAUAGCUUAUUAAUCCUGUUCAUUAUUAUGAUCUCAUUGAUGUAAUAUGUUUUUGUCAUUAUUUCUACCAUGCAAUGCAGUGGUGGCCAAAAUUAUUAGAAGUAAUGACAAAUCUGAAGUUUUAACCACAAUCACACCUGACGAUCAAACAAUGAAUUUGAAUUCUUCUGCGAACGAACAUGAUUGUGCUAAAUAAAGGAAGGUUUCGUGGUUAUUUUUGUAAAAUUAUAUAAAUCUCCUUAUGAUGAAUCUAUUCUAUGUUUUAUAGAGCAUAAUGGUGACUUUGUAGGUAUUUCAUAUGUUUUAUGAGUAUUUUAACAGCCAAUUUAAAAAAAAAAACAAGCAAAAAAAAAAAAAAAAAAAAAAAAAAA
Sphaeramia orbicularis (orbiculate cardinalfish) is the source of this 2595-nucleotide messenger RNA. Its product is annotated as zinc finger protein 227-like. Gene Ontology annotation, molecular function: RNA polymerase II transcription regulatory region sequence-specific DNA binding; DNA-binding transcription factor activity, RNA polymerase II-specific. Lineage: Eukaryota; Metazoa; Chordata; Actinopteri; Kurtiformes; Apogonidae. Gene Ontology annotation, biological process: regulation of transcription by RNA polymerase II. Gene Ontology annotation, cellular component: nucleus. The transcript is spliced from 3 exons. The record is from RefSeq and is a predicted model, not a curated record. Bases 318 to 1916 code for a protein of 532 amino acids.